Xiphophorus couchianus (Monterrey platyfish) is the source of this 7296-nucleotide messenger RNA. RefSeq names its product solute carrier family 8 member 2b (gene slc8a2b). Lineage: Eukaryota; Metazoa; Chordata; Actinopteri; Cyprinodontiformes; Poeciliidae. Gene Ontology annotation, cellular component: axon; postsynapse; sarcolemma. Gene Ontology annotation, biological process: calcium ion import across plasma membrane; cell communication; sodium ion transmembrane transport. Gene Ontology annotation, molecular function: calcium:sodium antiporter activity. The coding region runs from base 497 to 3424 and encodes 975 amino acids. The record is from RefSeq and is a predicted model, not a curated record. The transcript is spliced from 18 exons.
GAACAGCCGCGCUCCUCCUCACCCCGCCCGCCUGCGCGCUCUGAGUGUGUGUGUGUGUGUGUGUGUGUGUGUGAAUGUGUGUGUUUGCUGCUGGGAGCGAGUCGAGCAGCGGAGGACACUUUCCCCUCUUCAUCUCUUUCACUCCAACAUGCUCACUGCUUCGGUUGCGGACUGGCUCUAGAUCACACGUAAUCUCCUCUCCGUUCCCACACUCCACUCCUCCGCCUGUCGGAGCUAUCUGUCAUCCUGUGGUCCGAGGUGCUGCAGCAGUGUUGGAGGGCUCUUGUGUGGGCAGGCUCAUGCUGGAUCAGCUCCAAGUGCACCGCAGGUGAAGCAACACAACUCCAUGAGUUUGAUUUGGCCUGUCGAUGUCGAGCAGCUCCAGAGUUAGAGACGCAGCCCAGAGACCCGUGGUGAGCUCGUUGCGCCACUCUUAGUUCCCAUCAUCCUCUUCCUCAUCCUCUUCCUCUCGCGGCUCGUGGGAACCGGCUCCGCCAUGUUUCCUUCCUCCUUCCUCCUCCUCUUCCUCGCUGUCCUGCUUCCUGCCUGCCAGCCGGAGUCGCAGCGCGUCGACCCGAGCGUCGAGCCGGACCCGCGGACGGCGCUGCCCUCGUCGGCCUCCGCCUCGCUGGCGCCGUCGCUGCCGUACGGGAACAGCUCCGCCUCUGGCGGUCCAGAUAAGUGCAACAAGCAGACGGUUUGCAACGAGGGCAUCCUGCUGCCGGUGUGGAAGCCCCAGCAGCCGGGCCUCGGGUACCAGGUGGCCCGCGCCAUCGUCUACUUCGUCUCCCUGAUGUACAUGUUCCUGGGAGUGUCCAUCAUCGCAGACCGCUUCAUGGCGUCCAUCGAGGUCAUCACCUCUCAGGAGAAGGAGGUGACCAUCACCAUGCCCAACGGGGAAACGUCCGUGGCGACGGUUCGCAUCUGGAACGAAACCGUCUCCAACCUGACGCUCAUGGCUCUGGGCUCCAGCGCUCCGGAGAUCCUGCUGUCGGUGAUCGAGGUGUGCGGUCACAACUUCGAGGCCGGCCAGCUGGGACCGGGGACCAUCGUCGGCAGCGCCGCCUUCAACAUGUUCGUGAUCAUCGGGAUCUGCGUGUGGGUCAUCCCCAACGGCCAGUCACGCAAAAUCAAACACCUCAGGGUGUUCUUCAUCACCGCCUUCUGGAGCAUCUUCGCCUACAUCUGGCUCUACCUCAUCCUGGCUGUCAUGUCGCCGAGCGUCGUGGAGGUCUGGGAAGCUCUGGUGACGUUGCUCUUCUUUCCCGUCUGUGUCCUCCUGGCUUGGAUCGCCGAUCGCCGUCUGCUCUUCUACAAAUACAUGGGCAAGCGUUACCGUGCCGACAAGCGCCACGGCAUCGUCGUGGAAACCGAGGGGGACCUGACCCCCACCAAAGGCAGCAUGGAGAUGAUCACUGACGGCAAGCUGCCGCAGGGAAGCGCCAUGGUUCCUGCUGAGAACGGCGGGGACGGAGCGACGGGCGCCACGGUGAACAACAUCGGCGCUGCGGCAGUCGCCAGGGGCAACCUGCCCAACUCCAACAGCGCCACGGUGAACGUGGAGAGCGGCAGGGAGCUGGACGAGAGCCGCAAGGAGGUGAUUCGCAUCCUGAAGGAGCUGAAGCAGAAAUAUCCCGACAAAGAGCUGGACCAGCUGGUGGAGCUGGCCAAUUACUACGCGCUGCUGCACCAGCAGAAGAGCCGCGCCUUCUACCGCAUACAGGCGACCCGGAUGAUGAUCGGAGCCGGAAACGUCCUGAAGAGGCACGCCGCCGACAACGCGCGGCGCGUGGUGGUGGCCAACGAAGAGGAGGCUGAGGAAGACGACCUGGCCGUCUGCAGCCACAUCUCCUUCGAGACGUCCCACAGCCAGUGCAUGGAGAACUGCGGCGUUCUCACGCUGGCCGUGGUCUGCCAAGGCGGUUUGGAGGAGAACACUUUCUACGUGGAUUACAGAACCGAAGACGGUUCAGCCAACGCCGGGUCCGACUACGACUAUAGCGAGGGAACGCUGGUGUUCAAACCCGGAGACACUCGGAAAGAGAUCAAGGUCGGCAUCAUCGAUGACGACAUUUUCGAAGAAGACGAACACUUCUUCGUCCGAUUGCUCAACCUGAGAGUCGGCGACGCCGAGGGGAUGUUCGAAAGCGACGAGGCGGGCAGCGCGCCCAAAGCCCGGCUGGUCGAGCCCCUGGUCGCCACGGUGACCAUCCUGGACGACGACCACGCCGGCAUCUUCACGUUCGGCGAGCGCCUGAUGCGCGUGAGCGAGAGCGUGGGCACCAUGGAGGUGACGGUGGUGCGAAACUCGGGCGCCAGAGGCACCGUGGUUCUGCCGUACCACACCGAGUCGGGCAGCGCCAUGGCGGGGGAGGACUACGAGGAGGCGCGCGGGGAGCUGGAGUUCACCAACGACCAAACCACUCAGACCCUCCAGGUGAGGAUAAUCGAUGAUGAAGAGUAUGAAAAACAUGAAAACUUCUUCAUCGUUCUGGAGGAGCCGCGCUGGCUGAAGAGAGGAAUCUCAGCUCUGCUGCUUAACCAAGAGGCGGCGGAGGGGCAGCUGAGCGCCGAGGAGGAGGAGGCCCGGCGGAUCGCUGAGAUGGGGAAGCCCAUCCUGGGGGAGCACAGCCGCCUGGAGGUCGUCAUCGAGGAGUCCUACGAGUUCAAGAGCACCGUGGACAAGCUGAUCAAGAAGACCAACCUGGCGCUGGUCAUCGGCACUCACUCCUGGAGGGAACAGUUUGUGGAGGCGGUCACCGUCAGCGCAGGUGAUGGAGACGAUGAGGAGGAGGGGCGAGAGGAGCGGCUCCCGUCCUGCUACGACUACGUCAUGCACUUCCUCACCGUCUUCUGGAAGGUUCUGUUCGCCUGCGUCCCGCCCACAGAGUACUGGAACGGCUGGGCCUGCUUCAUCGUGUCCAUCAGCGUCAUCGGAUUCCUCACCGCCAUCAUCGGCGACCUGGCGUCACACUUCGGCUGCACCGUGGGGCUGCAGGACUCCGUGACCGCUGUGGUGUUCGUGGCUCUGGGAACCUCCAUCCCAGACACCUUCGCCAGCAAAGUGGCCGCCAUCCAGGACCAGCACGCCGACGCGUCUGUGGGCAACGUCACCGGCAGCAACGCCGUCAACGUCUUCCUGGGGAUCGGCGUGGCGUGGUCGGUGGCCGCCAUCUACUGGGCCUUCAAGGGGAAGCAGUUCAAGGUGGACCCGGGUUCACUGGCCUUCUCCGUCACACUCUUCACCAUCUUCGCGUUCAUCUGCAUGGCGGUGCUGCUGUUCCGGCGCCGGCCCUCCAUCGGUGGCGAGCUGGGCGGCCCCAGGGCGUCGCGCCUGCUCACCACCAUGCUCUUCCUCGGCCUCUGGCUGCUCUACAUCUUCUUCUCCAGCCUGGAGGCCUACUGCCACAUCAAGGGCUUCUAGUUUCAGGAGAGCGCAGAGUCCGGUCUAACGCGACUCGACGACAGACACGUGUUCAUAUGUAAACAGAUCAUUGGAGGAGAAACUGAGCAGGUAUUAAAGUGAGCUGGGCCGUGACGUCACGCCCGGCCGGGUUCACUGCUGGUCUAAAAGAUGAAACAUAUUCCCUCCCGUCUGCAGCGACUUUCAUGUUUUUACGCUGAGGAGGUGGAGAAAAAACGAGUCAAAUGUUUACAAAACGCUAAAAUCACACGUUUACUACAGUAGGCCCUCCACGUGCGCUGUAAAUAGACCGGACGCUGAAAACGUUUCAGAGGAGGAAAAAUAGUCCCAAAAUGUGAUUAAUUAGCAGGGAAAUGAGUUUAGACGUGUCUCUUUAGCGCCUAGUCUCUGUCGGAGGACGGUUUUGCAUGCACAAGACACAACCAACUUGUUAAAAGGGAAAUACCCAGAAUCCACCUGUGAUUCUGAGCCGUCUGCUCAGUUAGCAUGCAUGCUAACGGACUCGCCCACUGCUGCAGCAGUAGGACGACACAACAGUAUUAGUUUACAGAAAAUCUGCCAUUUAGAAACUCAUUCCAGCCAUCAACACGUUCACGUUGAUACUCGCAUGGCAAAGAUGCCUUAAGGGAAAAAAACUCACAUAAAUGUGGUUUUCAGGCUUUAGCUGUACAAACCGCCCCGGCUGUCUCUAACAGUGUUAAACUUUAGUUCUGUGCAAUAUUUAAAGCUGGUUCUGCUAUAAUGUAACACUGGAUCCAGUAGAAAUAGACGUUUGGAGAAGGAGAAGCAGGAAGUACCAGUUGAAAUGUUAUUAUUGUUGUUCAGUAUUUUAACUCUGAAGCUACUGAAACUACCGGCUGCUAAACAGACUGCGAGGAACAAAACCCUGAACCGCACCAAAAGAAAAAGGAAAUAAAAAACCCUCCUCAGAUUAAAAUUAAACUGACAUUUCAGGGUUUUUAUCUUCCAAGGUGAAGGAAGAUGCAGAGAAACAACAGGAGUCAUUAUGAGGUCAGAGUUGCUUUCAGUAGCAGCUUGAGUCAAUGAGAAAUCAGUAAAAAUCCUUUUUUAUUUUGUAGCUCUUACAUACUGAAAACGUCACCCUAAGACUGCUCAACACGUCAACACUGUUACGAUAUCAUGGCAGAUUUGAGUCGUUUACCCACGAUAACACUUUGUAAACUUUCUAAAAGGGAUUUUGUAUCUUUUCCUUGCAGGUGAAGCCAAGGUAGACUUUUUUUAUAUUUCCAGGCGACGUUCAGAUUAGCAUCGGCAUGAAGAGCCGAUGACGUCAUUCGACAUGUCAGUGGAUUAGAUUUUAAUUUGUUUUCCACGCUCCUGAGCCGAUCCAACGGUGAAAGAUAUCCAAACCUUGCAACAUUUAAACAGUCUACUGCCCUAUAUGGAAGGCUGAAACUGCCAAAAUUAGGGAAAAAAUGCAAUUUGAUAAAUGUAAAUAAUUCAUAAAUAGAAAAUAUGUCAAAAAUAUUUAAAGUAGCAGUGGGACUGGAUUAAAAUGUUUAAUCAAGUUAAUUACAGGAUCUGUAACUAAUUAACCAUAUUUUAAUCUAAAACUAUAUAUUGACAAAUUAAGCAACAUUUUGCUACAUUAUUGAAUAAAAUGACAUAUAUGACCAAAAUAAAAGUUCUGAUUUCAAGACUUUUUAAAGUCUUGAAAAAUUAGAUUUUUUUUUUUUUUUUUUAAAAGAAAAAAAUAGAUUAACUGAGUUAAAAUGAUUAAAGUAUUAAACUCAAUGUAAUCAAAAUAACACUUUAAACUCACAGCUCUAAUAUAGACUGAUUCUACAAAUUAGAAUAUUAUUUUUUAUUCAGCACUAUUUUAUGUUUCUCUAUUUUUAUAAUUGUAUAUUUUAUAUUUAUCACAUUCUUUUACUUUUUUCUGUUUUAAUGUAAAGCACUUUGGUUCCCACUGUGUAUAGAAAUAAAGUUGAUUGAUUAUGAAGCACACUAUAUGGGUUAAUUAGACAUAGAUGGAUGUUUGAAAGUCUUUAUUUAUGCUAUGAUGAUUUUCCACUUACAGCUAAUGAAGACAUGACAUUUAAAAUUAGAAUAUUACACCAGAUCAAUAAAAAAAACAUGCUUAAUACAGAAAUGUGGGCUUAAUGAAAAGUAUGGUUAAUAACAGCCUAAAGGUCAUUUUCAAAAACUUGUUUCAAUCUGACAAAAUGUAUAUUAGAAUGUCUAUCCGAACAUUGCCACAUCCAGUUUAUAUCUAUCUAUCUAUCUAUCUAUCUAUCUAUCUAUCUAUAUGUAUUUACUAUUUUAAUACCAGGAUUAAUGUUGGAAAUCCCAUUAAGUGAAAACCAGCCCCCUAUUUUACCUUUUUGACUAAUUAAAUUGUGUAUUUUAAAAGUUUCUGUUUCUAUCAUGAGAUAGGUGGAGGCUCUAUUAAAAAUAGUAAAAAAUAGUGUUUCUUUUGUCUAAUAGAGGAAAAAACAGGAAAAAUGUAAACAAUUUAAUUCACCUUCCACAGAUAUUGAUAUAUUUAUCGAUCUGGUUAUAAAUUUUUGCAUAUUUUUUCUCGAUUUUGGCCGGUUCGGUCUUCCAUCGCCGUCUUUCUGUUGAUGGAGAACUAUUCUGAAGAGAUGAUUUAUUUAUUUUCUUAAAGAUGAGCUGCGCCGCAGAGUGAACAGAGCGCGGCCGUUUUGUGCAAUACACUCCAUGUUGUCUGUUCACGCCUCCUGCCGCAGUGUUUACCAUCUCUCUGUACAUUUCUACACCCAGUCCCUGUGAAGGAGGCUCUGUAAGUGUAAGUAGCAUGUUUACAUGACGGAACCGACAGUCUGGCUGCAGGAGAACUGAGCAGCACCGGUAGGAACCGGUUGGAACUGGCUGGAACAGAUGAAAUGAACUGGUGGGAAUGAGUCAGGACCAGUUGGAACAGCUUGGAACUGGCCGGAACCAAACCGGAAUCGGUUUGAACCGGUUGGAACUGGCCAGAACCAGCUGGAACCAGUCGAAACCGGUUGGAGCUUGUUGGAACUAGUCUUAACUGGCUGGAACCGGUUGGAACUUGCUGGAACUGGCCAGAACUAGCUGGAACCAGUCGAAACCAGUUGUAGUUGGUCAGAACCAGUCAGAACUGGCUGGAACUGGUCAAAAUCGGUUGGAACCAACUGGAGCUUAUUGGAACUGGUUGGAAUCGGUGCUCCAGACACUGCCCAGUAGCCGGAACCAGAACUGCUCGGUGUUUCCGUGAACUUCUGUACUAACUGUCGGCCCGUUGGGUCUUAGCUGUUCUUUAGAUAGAGGUGGUCACCGCCGCCUCGCCCCUCCCCCACUGUGUUCUGUGUUUCUGUGUUGCGCCGGACAUGCAUGAUGAAUCCGUGUGUUUGUGUGUUAGCAGCAUGGUCUACCCUGAUGGAGACGUUCUAUUUUUUUAUUUUUCUAAGUCCGUCUCCUACAUUUGCACAGAAACACUGUUUCCUCCGUUCGGCUCAUCCCCCGGUUUGUUUCCGCUGUGAAAUCUCCGUGUCCGUGUUCGUGUCCCCCCUCCCCCACCCAUUGCUCCUGCCCAGGUCUUGCUCUCCAAUGUGUCUCUGUGUGAACUCGUUUUAUGUGAUAAUUAAAAAAAGAUUUGUCUCUGCCUGAACCUUUGUAGGGAAACUGUACGACGGCGAAUUAGGGCCGUUAUUGAUAGAAAAAAAAAGUUAAUUUUAAAAAUUUAGCAAUUUCAGAAAAAGCUCAGAAAUGUUGAGAUUAACCUUAGAAAUAUUUGUAGAAAAAACUUUAAAAUUUCUGAGUUUAAAAUUUGGACACAUUUGAGUUUUGAAAAUUUAAUAAGUUUGAAAACUCUAAAUUUUGGUUAAAAAAAACAAAAUCAAAAGCUUGGAAAUUUUGAGAUUGAAAAA